AUGGGCUUGAAAUUUAUGGAAGUUGAAAGUAUUCAGGCGGCAAUGGCCCCAAUUCUCUUGAUGAUUAUUGCAUGGUUAACUUAUCGUGCGCUCAUCGCCGUCUACAAUAUCUCUCCCUUCCACCCUCUCUAUCAAUUUCCUGGUCCUAAAAUAGCUGCUUUGACAUAUUUAUACGAGGCCUACUUCGACUGGUGGCUAGAAGGGCGAUAUGGGAAGAAAAUCCGAAGAAUGCAUGAGAAUUAUGGGCCGAUCGUGAGAAUCAAUCCGGACGAACUCCAUUGCAAUGACCCACUUUUCACCGAUGAGAUUUACGCCGGCGGUAACCGGAUCCGGGAUAAUUGGCAACACCAAUUAAACACCGGUGCUGCCAGUUCCAUAUCCGUCGCUGCCUUCUCUACGGUAUCGCAUGAGUUACACCGCAUUCGAAGAGGCGCUCUGUCAAAAUUCUUCUCGCGCCAACAAAUGCUGAAAUUAGAAGGAGAAGUCCAUAACUUUACACAACGAACCGUAGAUAAGAUGUUACGCUUCGCUGAUAGGAAACCAUUUGACGUAAAAGAAGUAUUUAAUUGCUUUACUGCUGACAUAAUAUCCCAAUAUGCCUUUGGCGAACCCCUCGGCUUCGUCGAUCAGGAUGAUUGGGAACCCAACUUUGCUACUUGGGCGAAAUCUUUCUUUGAGAGUGCUUAUAUGAUGAGAUAUAACGCCCUGGCUCGGAAGUUAGCAGAGCUAACUCCUCUAUUCGCCAAUUACAUGGGCGAUGACUUCAGAGCAGUAACAAAAUUGACAUCGGUGAUAAUUCCGCAGUAUAUCCAAGCGGCUCUAAGCCACCCUGGCGGUGGUAGAGUGUUUUCAGAGCUAAUUGGAUCGGACGUACUUCCUGAGGAAGAGAAAACCAUGUAUCGAUUGUCCGGUGAAGGAUUCAGCUUGUUGACUGCGGGCACCGAGACUACAGCAGCGACACUUACUGUCAUCACGUACUAUCUUCUAGCAAAGCGAAAUGUCUAUUUCCGUUUAACGGAAGCAUUGAGAGGUGUUGACCCGUUGAAUCUCAAAUGGACUGACCUGGAGCAACGUCCAUAUUUAUGGGCUGUGAUACAGGAGGCAGUACGCUUGACUCCUGGGAUUUCUCAAAGGGUGGCCAGAAUUGCUCGGACAGAAGACCUAAUCUAUCAGAGUAGAGAUGGUCGCGUUAAAUGGGUCAUUCCGAGGGGAACUCCAAUUGGUAUGACUACUGUGAUUAAUCAUAGCGAUCCUGAAAUAUUUCCUGAGCCUGAAGAAUUUGUACCCGAGCGUUGGAUUGUGGACGGCCGUCAAAAUUACGCCUUGGAGAAGCUGCUUAUUUCUUUUGGAAAAGGGACCCGGUCGUGUUUGGGUACUCACCUUGCGUAUUGCGAGAUAUUCCUCAUGACGGCGGCCCUGACGUUGCGUGUUCUGCCAAGAGCUCGGUUAUUCGAAACCACUAUUGAGGACAUAAAAUAUGACCACGAUCUAAUUGUGCCUCAAACUAUCAAAGGGUCUGUUUCGGUUCGUGUUUCGUUAUCAUAG
This is a messenger RNA of Hypoxylon trugodes, 1545 nucleotides long. RefSeq names its product benzoate 4-monooxygenase cytochrome P450. The record is from RefSeq and is a predicted model, not a curated record. Gene Ontology annotation, molecular function: iron ion binding; heme binding; monooxygenase activity. NCBI's taxonomy places the organism in Eukaryota, Fungi, Ascomycota, Sordariomycetes, Xylariales, Hypoxylaceae. The coding region runs from base 1 to 1545 and encodes 514 amino acids. The transcript has 5 exons.